GGUCGAGGGUCGAUUCCCAUCCUCGUCGAGAGAGACCGAGAAAGAAGCAAGAAUAGAGAGUCGCCGUCUCGCAAAGACCGACCGGCCACCGCCUAUCCCCGAUUCUCCAACCCUACAGGAUCGCCAAAAUGUACACGGCGUCGUUCGGCUUCUUCGAGGCCUUGUGGGAGGCUGGCGUCUCUCACUGCUUCGUCAAUCUGGGUUCGGAUCAUCCCAGCAUCAUCGAGGCCAUGGUGAAGGGCCAGAGGGAGAGCAAGGGGAAUUUCCCGCGUGUCAUCACUUGUCCUAACGAGAUGGUUGCUAUGUCGAUGGCCGACGGCUACGCGCGUCUGACCGGAAAGCCGCAGUGCGUCAUCGUGCACGUCGAUGUCGGUACGCAAGGCCUCGGCGCCGCCGUCCACAAUGCGAGCACUGGCCGCGCCCCUGUUCUCGUGUUUGCUGGCCUGAGCCCCUACACGAUCGAGGGAGAGAUGCGCGGCUCGCGGACCGAGUACAUCCACUGGAUCCAGGAUGUGCCCGACCAGAAGCAGAUCAUCGGCCAGUACUGCCGGUAUGCCGCCGAGCUUAAGACGGGCAAAAAUGUAAAGCAGAUGGUCAACCGAGCCCUGCAGUUCGCCACGAGCGCCCCCCAGGGCCCCGUGUACCUGGUUGGCGCGAGAGAGGUCAUGGAGGAGGAGAUCGAGCCCUACUCGCUCGAGCAGGGGGUUUGGGAUCCGGUUGUGCUGGGCGGACUGACGCCCAAGGCUUCCAAGGAGAUCGCCGAGGCUUUACUCGGAGCAGAGCGUCCCCUGCUCAUCACCGGCUUCUCCGGCCGAAACCAGAAGAUUCCAAGCGCCCUCGUCGAGUUGGCCGAUACCGUUAAGGGGUUACGCGUGCUCGAUACCGGCGGCAGCGACAUGUGCUUCCCCGCGUCGCAUCCCGGUUGGCUCGGUCUCCGAUUCGGCCUUGAUCCUGCCAUCGAGGAAUCAGACGUCAUCGUACUACUAGAUUGCGAUGUGCCCUGGAUUACCUCGCGCAACAGGCCCAAGGAGGGUAUCAAGAUCUUCCAUAUCGACGUCGACCCGCUCAAACAGAUGAUGCCCGUCUUCUACGUACCGGCCCAGCGCCGAUAUCGCGCCGAUGCCCUCAUCAGCAUCGAGCAGAUUACCUCGGACGCCAAGGGCCUGGCCCCAAGCCUCGAUGCUGCUGUCGUUGCCAAAAAGUGGGAUGCGCUCAAGGCGUCCUAUGAGGAGCGUCUCGCCGACAUCCUGACCCUCACAAAACCAGCGGAGGACGGCUCAUUCGGCUCGGGUCACCUGUCCAGAACCCUCCGCUCGCUGUGCCCGCAAGACACGAUAUGGGCUAUCGAGGCGGUUACGAACACACAAUUCGUUCACGAUAACAUACGGCCCGAGCUUCCCGGCUCGUGGAUCAACUGCGGCGGAGGCGGUCUCGGGUGGUCGGGGGGCGGCGCGCUCGGUAUCAAACUCGCGUCCGACGCCCUGAACGGCGGCAAGGGCAAGUUUGUCGUGCAGAUCGUUGGCGAUGGGACGUUCCUGUUCUCGGUUCCCGGGAGCGUAUACUGGAUUUCUCGGCGCUACAACAUCCCCGUCCUGACCGUCGUGCUCAAUAACAAGGGCUGGAACGCGCCCCGGAAGUCGAUGCUCCUGGUGCACCCGGACGGACUGGGCUCCAAGGCAACCAACGAGGAGAUCAACAUCUCGUUCGACCCCGUGCCGGACUACGGCGGUAUCGCCAAAGCGGCGGCUGGUGGAGAGAUAUUCACCGCACGCGUCGACAAGGCGCAAGACCUGGAGCGCACCAUCCGCGAGGCGAUCAAGGUCGUCCAGGGCGGGCGGACGGCCGUGCUGGACUGCAAGGUCACGCUCGGCUGCUAAUCGGUUCAAGGCGGGACGGUAGCGCGAGGGCAGGGCAGACUUGUCCGAUGAGACGCCGACAGGGACGGCGACGGCGGCUGAGAGAGUGGGGGGAGGUGAAUCUCUGAAGUUCCUGGCCCCAGCUGUUUGAAGGUAUGAUAGCGGGGCUUGCUGUGAGCAGGUUGGCUGGUAGGUAUGUAGAGGCUUGUGGAGGUAUCCCUGUAUA
Messenger RNA from Durotheca rogersii, 2082 nucleotides. RefSeq names its product thiamine diphosphate-binding protein. The coding region runs from base 129 to 1877 and encodes 582 amino acids. Gene Ontology annotation, biological process: L-valine biosynthetic process. NCBI's taxonomy places the organism in Eukaryota, Fungi, Ascomycota, Sordariomycetes, Xylariales, Xylariaceae. Gene Ontology annotation, molecular function: magnesium ion binding; acetolactate synthase activity; flavin adenine dinucleotide binding. Gene Ontology annotation, cellular component: acetolactate synthase complex; mitochondrion. The record is from RefSeq and is a predicted model, not a curated record. The transcript is spliced from 3 exons.